AUGCUAUUUGGCCUGAAAAACGCACCAGCCACAUUUCAGCAUGUAAUGGACUCCGUUUUGUGUGGCUUACAAGGUGAAAUAUGUUUCGUUUACCUCGACGACAUAGUGGUAUUUGCUUCUAGCCUUCAAGAACAUGAACAAAAACUUGAAGAAGUUUUCUCUAGACUUAGAAUAUAUGAACUAAAAAUCCAACCAGAUAAAUGUGAAGUUCUUAGAUAUGUAGUUACUUAUCUUGGCCAUAUCAUUACCAACCAAGGCGUUAAGCUGAACCCCGAUAAAAUACGGACAGUUCAAGAAUUCUCUAUUCCUAAAUCGUGUAAAGAUAUAAAAGCAUUUCUAGAUCUUACAGGAUAUUACCGUCGGUUUAUUCGUAACUUCAGUAAAGUCACUAAACCUUUAACUAGCCUUCUUAAAAAGGACACUGCUUUCAUAUGGGGCGAAACCCAACAACAAUCAUUCAAUGAAUGUAAACAUCUUCUUAUUAACCCUCCAAGGAAUUCAUGCUAA
Messenger RNA from Parnassius mnemosyne (clouded apollo), 507 nucleotides. NCBI's taxonomy places the organism in Eukaryota, Metazoa, Arthropoda, Insecta, Lepidoptera, Papilionidae. The record is from the annotation of a GenBank genome assembly.